Messenger RNA from Megalobrama amblycephala (Wuchang bream), 2498 nucleotides. Its product is annotated as G2/M phase-specific E3 ubiquitin-protein ligase. The coding region runs from base 142 to 1260 and encodes 372 amino acids. Gene Ontology annotation, molecular function: ubiquitin protein ligase activity. Gene Ontology annotation, biological process: protein polyubiquitination. The transcript has 6 exons. The record is from RefSeq and is a predicted model, not a curated record. Lineage: Eukaryota; Metazoa; Chordata; Actinopteri; Cypriniformes; Xenocyprididae.
UCAGCUGCACAUUGGUCACCUCGUCCUCCUCAUUCUCCUUCUCACACAUAUCACUGGGCACCUGAACACUCUCUUCCCACUCAACCAUCCUCUGUAACAACUGACAGUUGUGAAACUAUUUCAGAUCAAGUUGAUCUGCAGAUGAUUUUGAAGAAGCUUCAUAGCAGAAUUGAUCUCUCAUGUUGUCCCACAUGCAAUCAAAUUAAUGUAAGUCGAGACAACAUAUUACAAGGAAGCCUACAAGCUUUCAAACGAAGGCGCUUUAAUCCAGAAGCAAGGCUGGAUGUGAUUUUUGUCGACUCUGAUGGAGUUGGAGAAGGAGCUGUAGAUGAAGGGGGACCAACCAGAGAAUUCCUACGCUUGCUGAUGAGGGAAAUCCAGAUGUCAAAAAUAUUUGAAGGGCCAGAAGAUAAUAGACUACUGGCUCUUGAUACUCAUGCACUUGAAAAUGGCUUGUAUAUGAACAUUGCAAAAAUGAUUGCAGUGAGCAUAAUACAUGGUGGAGUUGGUCCUCAUUUUUUUUCCGACCGUCUAUUUAUGCAACUCUGUAGCAAAUCUACACCUCCUGUCUCCUUUCAGGAAAUCGCAGACAGCUGCUUCAGAGAUAAACUCUUAAAGAUUAAAGAAGCAGACUCUGUUGAGAAAGCUAAUUCUGCAAUCUCAAAUGCUUGUGACUGCCUCAACAUGUUGGGAGCACUGAGGUUCAUUUCAUCCCUUGAAGAAAGGGAUUGUCUAGUCCAAUCUGCUGCAGAGUACUUCGUAAAUGGGCGGACAAAUUUGGCACUCAGACAAUUUGAAGAGGGUUUCAAAACCUUUGGUCUGCUUGAUGAGCUGAAGAAAAAUCCUGGGAUCUUCGAGGACCUCUUCAUCAAUGGCGUGACACCACUCGAGGCAAAAGAUCUUUCAACGCUUUUCGAAGUGGACUUCUCUCCAGUGGGCAGCAACAAAAGGCGGCUGGAAAACAAAACCAUCUGUUUUCGGAGAGAUUGGCUAAUUGAUGUUGAAGAAGGUGACUGCAAUCCAUUGACACUGGAAAUGGUGCUGGAGUUUGCUUCUGGAGCCUCAUCUGUGCCUCCACUAGGAUUCCCACAUCAGCCAAAAAUUGAAUUUCUUCAUACAUUUGGUCAAGAAACCAGAAUAUUUCCAGAGGCCAACACAUGCCUUAUUGUUCUCAGACUUCCAAUUCACAGUACUUACGAACAUUUUAGAACCUACAUGACCGAAGGUAUUUUGCAGUCGCCAACUUUCGGCACCAUGUAAUACCUAAUGUACCGUGUUCAUGUAAGGGUGAGGAAAUACUUCAUGUUUCUUGUUAGUUUCAGUUUUGCAAGUUAAUGAAAUAAUUCUCUUAUUCACCCUUAUGACAUCUAAAACACAAGUUUUACUGUAACUUUGUUUACUGUUGUUGUAGUUUUUUACCUUUAAUGUUUGAUUUAAAUUUAGUUAUAGAUGCACAUUUUGCCUCAUUUACUCAGUUUAUCAACAUCAGUUAUAAUGCCUCUAAACUGAAAGAACACACAGCAAGUAAAACAGUUAUCCAUCUAAAUGUUUCAAUGCAUCAACGAAACAAUAAAACCUGACUCAGUAUUUGAUUGCAUUUGUCUGAAAUCUUUGUUCACAUUAGAGCAGCAUUUCUCAAAGUGUGGGGCGCGCCCCACUGGUGGGGAGUAGAGAAUAGAAAUUUGGUCAUUUUUAACCUUUUGAGGGUACAUCCCCACAUAUAGGAUUUUUUUUUUUCCCCCUCUUCCCCAUAACACUUUCCGCCAAAAUAAACAUACAUAAAUUACAACAGUAAUAAUAAUAAAAAAAUAAAUAAAUUUAAUAUAUUUAAAUAUAAUUCCUUUAACAAAGGAACAAUAUUAUUCUAAGAAAAGAUCAUUAUAAAUAAUAAAUAAAAGUACAUAAUACUCAUGAUGCAAUGACAGCGGAACUACUUUGGACAUUAGGAUUUUUGGCAUAAAUGUGUGAAUUACAUACAAAUGAUUAAAAACAUGGCACAGAAUAGUGACUAACAUAUGUGCUGCGUCCCAAUUCGCCUACUUAUACUACGCCCUAAAAGUAUGUACUCUGAACAAAAAAGUGCUUACUUUUGAGUGUGUAGCAAAAGAGUUUUUUUUUUUUUUUUUUUUUGAGUGUGUAGCAAAAGAGUAGACAAGCUUUGGGACAUACUAUCACGUCAUUCAAUCGCGUCUUUGUCGUAUCCUGUCACCGUAAACUGGCCUGUCAAUCAUCUUACAUCCUCCACAUUUCAUUUAGUUAAUUUCCUACCGUAUCAAAGUGAAAUGCAGCACGUUGAUCUGCAGUCGCGGGUCUUUCAUGUGGAGUACUCCUUAUAUCAAUGCAUAAUGAUGCAUUUAAAAGUUAAUGGCCAACGUCCACAUUGGUAUUUGCAGAUGAAAAUGGCCAACCUUUAUAAACGUCCACAUUGGUAUUUGCAGAUGAAAAAUAACACAUAUAACAUUAAAUAAAAAUAUUUUCUAUCAAACCUCUCAGCGUCG